AUGGCCUCAGUCACAUCUACAGGUCUCCUGGAUAUACCACCUGAGAUUAGAUUAAUGAUUUACGCACAGCUAUUCCGGACCACUUCUGACACGCUGGAAGAACGCGAGCAAAGAUUGUCUCAUCCACUAGUGGCCGUGUGCAGGCAGCUGCGUCAUGAGUCCCGACCUGUACUGAUGAGCGGCUUUCAAUUGUCUCUAUCAGCUUUCGCCGGGAAACGUCAUUUUAACUUUUACCAUCUUGAUAUCUCAAAUCAGCUCAUGUUCCGACAUCUCGUCACUACCAAACGAAAAGUUUGGGCCUAUCUUCCAGGUUACCUUCACUCCUGGUUCGACUUCUGCAAAACCGGCAUGGUUGAUCUCGUGCCCAUGUGCGGCCAAAUCCACAUCUGGUCCUGUUAUAGGAACAUUGGCGUUACCAUCACACCUCGGAAGAACACGAUCAGAAUGUCUGAUCCAGAUGGUAGGACUAUAGAAGGCCUCGAUGACCUCGCCUCGGACAAGAUAGGCCCAAGCGUAUCAGUCACAAACUGGUUACUGAAGCGACAGCUGCACAAGGCUCUCAUCAACUGGAAACUUCUAUGUUCCACGAGUCCUAUAUCUGUUGAUGUUGUCAACCAGAUUGCACAGCAACUGGAACAUAUUGUCGUGCGAGCAGCAAGAUGCGAUCGCGUUGAAACAAAUAUUGGUCUCUAUCGCAAUCACAGGUAUUUCUUGAAGGCGGGUGUUCCUUAUGCCGAACUGAGACAGAUGGCUUUGGCUGAUCUCGAAAUGAUAUGGGCCCACCACAGAUAG
Molecule: messenger RNA, 792 nt
Organism: Aureobasidium melanogenum CBS 110374
Lineage: Eukaryota; Fungi; Ascomycota; Dothideomycetes; Dothideales; Saccotheciaceae
Exons: 1
Coding region: 1-792 (263 amino acids)
Source: RefSeq, a predicted model, not a curated record